Messenger RNA from Darwinula stevensoni, 666 nucleotides. The record is from the annotation of a GenBank genome assembly. NCBI's taxonomy places the organism in Eukaryota, Metazoa, Arthropoda, Ostracoda, Podocopida, Darwinulidae.
AUGGAUACUUCUCUGCAGGUGAUUGCUAUCAUCACCAUCGAUGUGCUCAUUCAAGACUUUGUCAGAAAUGGGGCGACGAGUGGGCCGGCACGAGCCACUGCUAGCGCCGCCAUAUUCUUCUUGCUGAUGAUCGUCUAUUUGGUCUGCUCACUCGUCCUCAUUUAUGCUGCGGAAAAAAAGAAGAGAAAGCUCCACUUGCCAUGGCUGAUUGUACACCCACUGAUAACAGCAAUAUUGAUGGCCGUCAUGGGAGUCGCAAACACUGGACCUGUAUUCGACGAUUACACCGUCUACACCUACAUGCAAGUGACCCACGCCGUAUACAACGUAGGAGUUCUUCGGAUGUUCAUCAUUUUAUGUGAGGUUCCUCAUCUACUUGUGGGUGGUGGUGGUCGCAAAUUACCAGAAGCUGGGAACGCAGGGCACCACGCAACCACUCAGCAACUGGCGCGGCAAGGGCCCAUCUCAAGGGAAUUCCCAGGAAACGGUGGUCCCCUGAAUGGACCUCCUGGGCUGGAGAGCCUCCUCGAGGGGAACCUGCGCCUCUUCCGGCGCCUAACGUCAUCUUUCAUUCGUUUCCUCUGUAGCCGGAUGUCGCGCAUGCACUUUGCCAAAGAGUGACAUUUUCACCACACAAGUACAUACCUAUUAAUAGAAGGAAUAUUC